AUGGACAAACUAGCGAUCGAAAUAUGUGUUCGGGACGACGGCGGUACCUAUUUUCGUGAUAGCCUUAAGGAGAAGAGAUAUGGGUAUAGAUGCUUGUUCGAGAUCGACGGGAUAUUCACAUCUCUUGGCCUUACUUCAUGGAUUAUCAUCCUAGAUGAAGAGCACUUCCGAGCCAAGAAGCAAGCCCUCAAAAGAUGGAGGGAGACACGGCGGCGCAGCCCCGAAGAGGCACACGAGGAAUCAUCAUCGGAUGCAAAGCUUCUGCCUAGCUAUUGGACGGAAGCAUCUAACCACGCGUUUGGAUUUGACUUUCAUGUCGGAGGCCCUCCACGCAACAUGCACCCUGAAAGUCAAAUACACAUGAGCAAAUCAACAUAA
Messenger RNA from Colletotrichum lupini, 378 nucleotides. RefSeq lists its product as uncharacterized. NCBI's taxonomy places the organism in Eukaryota, Fungi, Ascomycota, Sordariomycetes, Glomerellales, Glomerellaceae. Bases 1 to 378 code for a protein of 125 amino acids. The transcript is spliced from 2 exons. The record is from RefSeq and is a predicted model, not a curated record.